This is a messenger RNA of Cylas formicarius (sweet potato weevil), 1841 nucleotides long. Its product is annotated as aspartate--tRNA ligase, cytoplasmic. Bases 207 to 1781 code for a protein of 524 amino acids. The record is from RefSeq and is a predicted model, not a curated record. Gene Ontology annotation, molecular function: ATP binding; RNA binding; aspartate-tRNA ligase activity. The transcript is spliced from 5 exons. NCBI's taxonomy places the organism in Eukaryota, Metazoa, Arthropoda, Insecta, Coleoptera, Brentidae. Gene Ontology annotation, cellular component: cytosol; aminoacyl-tRNA synthetase multienzyme complex; cytoplasm. Gene Ontology annotation, biological process: aspartyl-tRNA aminoacylation.
CUUCAGUCAGCUGCUCUUAAAAGACGUUUCUACUUUCUAGGUUGGAUUUUGUUGUUAAUGAUAUCAGGCUCCCCAUGUGGUAUUUAAAUUCUCGUGCCGGUCCUUUUUAUUGAUCGUCAAACUAUUUCCAACUUGAUUUAUUAAAAUUGUGGCGCAAUUAAAGUUUUCGUAACUUUAUAAUAUUCGUAAAUUUUGUUGAGUAUAGAAUGGUAGACGAGGGCGUCCAGGUGGAGAGCAAAAAGGCAGCGAAGAAGGAAGCGAAAAAAGCGGAAAAGGCCGCCAAAAAGGCAGAACAUAAGAGUGAAAAGGGCAAUACAGAACAACCGGAGGCAGAAGAUGUCUCGGUGGGAAAAUACGGCACCCUUCCUCUAAUCCGCUCGGAGCCGCGUUCUGUGCAGCGCACUUUCACUGACGCCAGCACUUUGGACCGUUCCAAAAACAACACGAUCGUCUGGGUACGUGGCAGAGUGCAUACCUCAAGGGCCAAGGGCAAGCAAUGUUUUGUCGUACUCCGCCAACGCAAUUUCACCGUCCAAGUCUUGGUCAGUGUUUCUGAAACCAUCUCGAAAGCCAUGGUCAAGUUUUCGAGCAAUAUUUCUAAGGAAAGCAUUGUUGAUUUAGAGGCAGUCGUAAAGGAAGCUCCAUCAGCCAUUACCUCCUGCACCCAGAGUCAUGUGGAACUAGUCGCGUCCCAGAUUUGGGUAGUUUCAGCUUCCGUCCCGCAAUUGCCUUUACAAAUUGAGGACGCUAGCAGACCAGAAAAGCCGGAGCAAGAAGACGGUCCCAAUAUCCGAGUCAACCAGGACACGCGGUUGGAUAACAGAGUACUGGAUCUAAGAACGCCCACCAAUCAGGCCAUUUUCCGCUUGGAGGCGGGAGUGUGUCGCCUGUUCCGCGACGCGCUGACGUCACGGGGUUUCGUGGAAAUCCACACCCCAAAAAUUAUAUCUGCCGCCUCCGAAGGUGGCGCGAACGUGUUUACCGUCAGCUACUUCAAGGGGUCUGCAUAUUUGGCGCAGAGCCCGCAACUCUACAAACAGAUGGCGAUAGCAGCUGACUUCGAUAAGGUGUUCACGGUUGGGGCGGUGUUCCGCGCGGAAGACUCUAACACUCAUCGCCAUUUGACGGAAUUCACGGGGCUCGAUCUCGAAAUGGCCUUCAAAUAUCACUACCACGAGGUUAUGUUGACCAUAGGCGAUCUUUUCACAGAGAUAUUCAAAGGAUUGCGGGACCAAUUCAGCACAGAGAUCGACACAGUGAAUCAACAAUACCCCGCAGAACCAUUCACGUUCCUUGAACCGCCGCUGCUGUUGCGAUUCGACGAAGGGCGAAAAUUGUUGGCGGAGGCUGGCGUAGAAGUCGGCGAAGAAGACGACCUGAGCACUCCCGACGAGAAGUUGCUAGGAAGAAUUGUAAAGUCCAAGUACGACACCGACUUUUACAUCCUGGAUAAAUAUCCUUUGGCAGUGCGACCAUUUUACACCAUGCCCGAUCCGGUUGAUCCCAAAGCGUCCAACUCGUACGACAUGUUCAUGAGGGGCGAAGAGAUACUGAGCGGGGCUCAGAGGAUACACGACCCUGAGUUUCUGACUGAGCGGGCAAAACACCACAAUAUCGACUUAUCAAAAAUAGCUGCUUACAUCGAUGCUUUCAAGUAUGGUUGUCCGCCGCAUGCGGGAGGUGGUAUAGGGUUGGAGAGGGUGGUCAUGUUGUAUUUGGGAUUGGAUAACGUGAGGAAAACUUCAAUGUUUCCCCGAGAUCCUAAGCGGGUCACCCCUUAAGCAGAUGCUGGCAUCAUUAAAUUGUUCCCUAGUUUAAAUCAUUCUGUUUUAUUGAGCGCC